This is a messenger RNA of Dentiscutata erythropus, 163 nucleotides long. The record is from the annotation of a GenBank genome assembly. Lineage: Eukaryota; Fungi; Glomeromycota; Glomeromycetes; Diversisporales; Gigasporaceae.
AUUUAGUAUAGUAUCAAGUUGCUUAUUGAUGUUUGAUGACUUCAUGAGGUCCAUAUUUUGUGAUUCCAGAGAAUUACAAAGAGCAAAUAUAAAUGCAGCUGACUAUUAUGAUCAAAGUGUAAAAUUGCAUAUUCAAAAUCAUAAUUGUGCUCUUAAAAUGUGA